GGCCAUGCCCAAGUUCCCUGUGCCCUUCCUGAUGCUCAAAAUUCAUCAUUUCCUCCCUUGGAGCUGAGUGUCUGAUGGGACCUCACGUUCCUGGAGCUCCCAGUGGCACCAAGAGAAACCUCAUUAUCCCACUUCCAAUCCUGCCAGUGUUUUAUUUCCCAUUCCUGUCCAUAAAACCAUUGCAGAGGAACCCAAAGCCAGGAUUUGGUUUGGUUUGUUAUUUUUCAGCCCUGUAGCACUGGGCUACAGUGUGGUUGUGGUGCCUGGUGACAACAUGGGAUGGAAUUUUUGAGGAGUUAUCUCAGUGCAGUUUAGCACAGGGGCUGUUUCCUCCAUCCCUGCAGGGUAGAAAGGCCCUGAAAUUUUCCGUGGCUCUGGUUCUUCAGCCCUGGGCACAUCUCAGGCUGCCCCCAAUGAGACUGCAAAGCUUCAGAGGUGAUUUCACUUUCAUUUCAGACAGUCCCACAUUAGGACCUUCACCAGCAGAUCAGGGGUUGCAAAAACCAGAAAAAAAAAAUUAAAAAUAAACCAAAACCAACCGACCUCAUGUACCAAGUGAGCUUUUCUGAUCUUUUUCCCCCCCCUCCCACACUAGGACAUCGUCAGAAAAUAGAUGAGCAGACAAAGCCCGGCAGCUUGUCCUUUUCUGAGCGCCUGAGCGAGUUGGAGCAGUUGCGUCGCACGGCCAUGAGGGUCAGCCCACACCACCCAGCCCCCACACCCAACCCUCGAGCCUCCUUGAACCACAGCACAGCUUUUAACCCUCAGCCUCAGAGUCAGAUUCAGGACUCCCGGCAGGUGCAGCCCUCGCCGCCCUGGUCCUACGACCAGUCCUACCAGUACCUGGGCUCCAUCGCCACGCCCACCGUGCACCCGGCCACGCCCAUCUCACCUGGCCGGGCCGGCGGCAUGACCUCGCUCACGGCCGAGCUCUCCAGCCGCCUCUCGGGGGCGUCCGACCUGACGGCGUUCAGCGACCCCCGGGUGGGCAUCGAGCGCUCCUUCCCGGCGCUGCCGUCCAUCUCCGACCCGCGCAUGCACUACCCGGGAGCCUUCACCUACACGCCCACGCCCGUCAGCUCCGCCAUCGGCAUCGGCAUGUCGGCCAUGCCCGCGGCCUCCAGGUACCACACGUACCUGCCGCCGCCCUACCCCGGCUCCUCCCAGGCCCAGGGCAGUCCCUUCCAGACCAGCUCCCCCUCGUACCACCUGUACUACGGCACCUCGGCCGGCUCCUACCAGUUCUCCAUGAUCUCCGGCGGCGAGCGCUCGCCGCCGCGCAUCCACCCGCCCUGCACCAACGCCUCCACGGGCUCCGCGCUGCUCAACCCCAACCUGCCCAACCAGAGCGACGUGGUGGAGGCCGAAGGCAGCCACAGCAACUCGCCCACCAACAUGGCCAGCACGGCCAGGCUGGAGGAGGCCGUCUGGAGGCCGUACUGAGGAUGAGGAGGUCAGGAAGGAGCUCCAGGGUCAGGACUUCACGCACUUCCCAUUGCCCGGCGCCCGGAGGGAUCCCAGAAACUUCCAUCCACGAGUUUCAGGAGCAAACCCUUGGGGAGUCAGCGCUCCCAGGGGUGGUGGCUCUCGUUGCCAGGCCCUGGCAAUGGAUUCCCGGCAGGAGAACGAGCUUCUGGGAAGGAGGACGCCCCGGUUGGUGGUGCAGAGGUAGCGAGGGUGGGUAAGAGGGUAUCCAGCCUGAUUCCAGGCCUGUGGCUUCCCAACGUGCCUGGGCUUGAAGGGCUCCACAGCCCUAAAAGAGAGUUUCGGUUCACUUCUAUUUUUAAGACUUAAAACCUUAAAAAAAAAAAAACCAAAAAAACAAAAAUAAAUCUUAGUGAGUUUACUGCAUCUUAGGGACAUCUUAAGUGUAAGGAAGUAUAGGAAGAUUCCCAGAGGGAAACUGUGAACGCUUCUGUUUUAGCAAUGCUGUGAAUGAGAGGUUUUAUAUGUUGGACUUCAUUCUUUCUUUUCUUUGUUUUGUUUGUAUAUUCCAAAGAAUAUGGAUUUUUUUUUUUUAUUACUGGGGUGGUUUUUUUUUUGUUUUGUUUUGGGUUUAGUUUUUUUGGUGUUUUUUGGUUUUAUUUUGUUUUUUUUUUAGGAUGCAGCUCAUCCUGCUUUGCAUCGAAUUUGUUUUAUUUCUCUUGGCACCUUAUAAAUUGCAAAAAAAAAAUUUUGCCCUUUUUUUGUUUUAAUCAUGCUUGCUUCUUUCUUGCUUUGUCAACUGAAAGAAUCAGCCCCUUUUUCAAUGAGUUAAUUUAACUUUUUAUCUCUUGGACUUUUUUUUUUUUAACACAACGGCUACAGCCUUGGGUCAUUUUCAACUACUGUAUUUCUUUGAUGAGUUGAUUGAUAUUUAUGCCUGAUAUUUAGACUUUUCUUAUUUGUUGAUACUAUUAUUAUUUAAAUAUGCCUAUAUUAAAAAAGAAAUAUCAGCAAUUGCCUUUUUUUGGUAGCAGCCAAAGUCAAAUUUCUCAGAUUGAAAAAGGCUGGAAUAACGAUGGGCAAAAGUGACCUCUUGAUUCCCUGAAAACAUUGUUUACAAUUAUCUUGCUCUCAUUUUACUCAGCUUAGGUCCUCGAAGGCAUUGAGGUGCCCAGUUCCUGCUGGAAGGCACCAAAAUCCCUGGGAAUUUCUGUGCCUUUCCAAGUGGUGGAGUCAUCUCUCCUUCCUCCUGCUUUGUCACCAGUGGUGGCCCUCAGGAUCAGGAAUCAGGACGUAGAUCCUUCCUAAGGCAAAUCCAAUAUUCCCUAAUUAAAUACCUGCCCACUGGAGGGACAGGACACAGGCAAUGGCUCCCACUGCCAGAGGGCAGGGCUGGAUGGGAAUUGGGAAUUAGGAAUUGUUCCCUGGCAGGGUGGGAGGCCCUGGAGUAGAAUUCCCAGAGCAGCUGUGGCUGCCCCUGGACCCUGGCAGUGCCCAAGGCCAGGCUGGAGCAGCCUGGCACAGUGGAAGGGGUCCCUGCCCGUGGCAGUUUUGGUGGAUGAGCUUUAAGAUCCCUCCCAAGCCAAACCAUUCCCUGGUUCUGGGAUUCCCAGGGCAAGUCCUGGCUCUGAUGGAAUCUGGGUGAGGUUUGCUCCCAGGGUUUCUGUGCGGCACAAAAGCCACGUUCCACUCUGCUGGCAAACACAUCCCUUCCUGGAAAGCUCCAGAAAAGCCAGGGCCAGGACAACCCUUCCAUCUGCAUCUUCUGGGAGAAGAGGAGGGGUAUUUAGAGCUGGUGGAGCCAAGGUUGUGCCCUGUAGUAAAUCCACAAGGGUUUUACUAGGAGCAGGUUCAGGAGCCGUCACGGCCGCCCGUCGCCCCAGCACAAACAGGUCAGAUGUCACUGUAACGUUUUUGGCACUAUUUUAUUGAGGGAUUGCUCUGAAUGCAGCUCUUGUACUACUCCUGAACUCCAAACUGCUGAUGUUGACACGUGUGAGUCCCAAAUGAGCUGGUUAUUAUUUAAUGUACCUCUCAAACCAGAGAAACAAUUGCAGGUCAACUCAAGAGAGUAUUUGAAAGCAGGACUUCAGAUCAGUGUUUGAUGUUUAAAAAAAAAAAAUUUAAAAAGUUAAAAGGAUUCAAAUUAAAAAGAUCCUUGGCUGCAGGCAGCAAAACAGCUGGACUUAUUUAAAACCAUUUGUUUUUCAAGUUUCUCUUUUUUUAUAUAUAUAUAUAUAUGAUUUUGCUUCUUUGUUUGAGUUGGAUGCAGUAGCACUUUGGUAUUGAAAAGAAUUGAAGAAUUUUCACUGUCAAUGAGGUUGUUUUUGGGCAGAAAAUAGGGAGUGUUUCAAGAGAUCUCAGCAAAAGCCCAGGAUGUCUCUGGUAAAACACACGGCCUUGUGCUUUUCAUUUAAUGAAAUAUCCUUUCUAUUUCCAGAGUUUGCUCUGAAAACAAGACAGAAAACAUCCAAAUUCUAUCAGAAAUAUAUACUGAAAAUCUGGAGAGCCUGCUGAAUACAGAAAUAGAGAGACCCCCCAGCUGUAGCAUUUCCAUAGUUGGACUCUCACCUCUUCAGUACCCUAAGAAAAUUUCGAGUCCCACAGCACUGAGCAGUAGCUCUGUUGCAGAAUCCAUUUGGCACAUUCUGUGCAAUUCAAACCCUAAUUUAUUGCAGCUCUCAAUUAAAAUGGUAAUUGAUUACAGCUCUCACAUCUGCCUUGUGACUGGACCACCAAAGUUCACAGAGCUGGGAGUGCAAAGACAGCAGGGAGGGAGAGGAGAGGAGCUUGGAGGAGCCAGGAAGGGCCAGGUGACCUGGAGAGGGAAUUUUACCCGAAGCAGGGAGUGAUAGGAGGAGGAGGAUGGUAUUGAGAUGAAGGAGGGCAGGAUUAGAUGGGAUAUUUGGAAUGAAUUCAUCCCUGUGAAAUUUGUGAGGCCCUGGCACAGGGUGCCCAGAGAGGUGUGGAUUCCCCAUCCCUGGCAGUGCCCAAGGCCAGGCUGGACACUUGGAGCAGCCUGGCACAGUGGGAGGUGUCCCUGCCAUGGCAGGAGUGGCACUGGGUGGGUUUAAGGUCCCUUCCAACCCAAACCAUUCCAUGAUUUGAUGAUUCCAUGAGUUCAACCCAGUGGCAGAAGUGAGGUGGUUGUGGCCACCAAGGUGAGGUUGUUGUGGCCACCAAGGUGAGGUAGUUGUGGCCACCAAGGUGAGCUCAAUGUGGCCACCAAGGUGAGCUCAAUGUGGCCACCAAGGUGAGCUCAAUGUGGCCACCAAGGUGAGGUAGUUGUGGCCACCAAGGUGAGCUCAAUGUGGCCACCAAGGUGAGGUAGUUGUGGCCACCAAGGUGAGCUCAAUGUGGCCACCAAGGUGAGGUUGUUGUGGUCACACAUUGCCAGGCCUGUGGGACACCAUAACCUCCUUUUUGCCCCAGCCCUUUCAGCCCCCAGAACUGAAACCCACCCUCCCUGGAAGCUAAAAAACCCAGGGAUUCACAGGAACAGGGAGCUGGCAACCCUCAGACCCUAAAUCAAACAUUUCUUAUGUCUGUGCCUCUCCUUUGUCUCCACUCAUGCUGAAGGUGAGGUUGAAUUUGGUUCUCCCUGGUGUGAGCAGGAUGAGGAAAUACAGAACUGGUCACCACCACAUUCCCCUGUGUCCUUAUUGACUUUUCUGGAAUUUCUCAGUGUUUCCCAUGUUUUUAUUGCCAGCAACCAAAUUUUGGAGUCCAACCUCUCUGGGUAUGCCCAGCACUGCAAAGAAAAGGAAAAGCCAAGUUCAUUACCCCUGGCAAUUAAUCUGUUUAAUUAAGCACUGUGGGUUUCAGUGUAUUCACUCAUCAGAAACCAUAUUUUACUCAAAUAUUUGGUUUUGUAGCCAUCACUAAGGAUGGCACCGUUUUUCAAGGCUGUGAAAAUGCUCUCACAUCUUUCCUCUUAUAUUUUAAGAGCAUGUAACAAGCAGGAAAAAAACAAAAGACAUUUGGAUGAAACAUUUCCCCCAUCCCCAUCUCCAAAUUAGAGUGCAAAAAUAUCUAUUUUUAUAUGGAUAUAAUAUAUAUAUAUAUAUAUUUCUAUAGUUUUAACAUCCUGGGAGCUGAAUGGAAUCAGAAAAAUAGAAUUCUUGUGCUUCUGCUCUGGAGCUGCAGUCAGCAGAGUGCUCUAGGUACCUCACCCUCCCAAAACUCAGCUCCUGGCUGUCCUUACUCUCAACUUGGGUGCUCCUUUCACAAGCCACAGCUCCUUGUCCGUGUCAAAUAUCUUCAACAUAAAUUUUGCUGGCUCUGAGGACAAAUAUUUCCCUCUCCAACAACAUUUAAAUUUAUUUAAGAGUUCCUGCUUGCUCCCAGGGCAUUGGAGAGGAGCUUUAAUGCAGAGAGAAGAAGGUGCAGAGAGCAUCCCUGCUGGGAAGGGUUUGAUUUGUACAAAUUCUCCACCAGGAAUGGAGAGAAAUCCUCUCCUCCAAACAGCCUUUGCCAAAACAUCCCAAAUUUCCUGCUCUCUUCAAACAUUCCCUGCUGCUUCCUGAGUGCCCUUUUCUGUGGCUGUGGAUGAAAUUCAGGGAGGAGUGGAUCUGUUUUCUGUCCUCAGAGCAAAACUCUGCCUUGUUUUCCUGCCUUGUUCCAUUUCCCGUUGGGUUUUUGUUCACCUCGCUGGGUCAGUCCCAACCACUGGGCCUUUUUCUCCUUGUCCUUCCAGGGUUGCAUCCCCAGAGUCACUUGUAUUUAUGUCUGUAAAUAGAUUUCCAAAGCUUCCUAGCCAAAAUAUUUAGUGCUUGUAAUUACUCUGCAUUUUUCUUUUUUUUUUUUUCCUGUGUUUUUAAUGAACUUACCUUUGUGUUUGCUGAAAUACUGUAGUGAGACUUAUUUCUUUUCCAAAUUAGUUAUUUUUAGGCUUUGAGAGGAACUACAUUUUAUUCACUUUUGUAAACAGUUAUAGCAUGGUCUCUAUCCAACAUCCUUCACUUUUUUGUGGUAGGGGAGAAACAAACGUGCAAAAAAAUAAUAAAAUAAAAUCUGUGGGUUAUUUGUGGUAUUUUGGGUUGGACAAUCCCAGCUCUUUUUAAAACCAAAAUUUCAGAGUGAGGUGGUGAGGCUGAGGGGGGACACAGCCCCAUCAGAGUGGCACCAAAGGGAAUUUGUUCAGCAUUUUCUGGCUAUGUUUACAAAACAUUUUCCCUUUCACGCUGAACUCUUCCUGGAGGGGAAACCAUCAGCUUGGGGAUUUUCUGGGGGGUUGAUUACCAGGGAUUUUUUCUUCCUGGGGAGGGAGGGAGGGCAGGGUGUGGCUGCUGAUUUUUGGAACCAGAUAGGAAAAGAGAAUAGAGUAGGUUUUAUUUUUCCCCCACUCCAGGAAUCUCUAGCUGGCACCCCGGGGUAAAUUCUUGCUGUCCCCAGGGGUGGCUGUGUCCAGCACCACAGGAGAAUUCAUUACAACUACCCAGAGCAGCUGGACUGCUGCAGUAGUUCUAAUGAACACUUUUCCUCCUUUUCUUCCUUUUCUUUCUUUUCUUUCUUUGUACCACAGUUUCCUCUGUAAAUUCAAUAUCAUAAUUAGUGUGAAUGACAAAUAAAAUGUUUGACAAGUAUGCA
Serinus canaria (Common canary) is the source of this 7014-nucleotide messenger RNA. RefSeq names its product runt-related transcription factor 1-like. The transcript has 3 exons. The record is from RefSeq and is a predicted model, not a curated record. Bases 547 to 1443 code for a protein of 298 amino acids. NCBI's taxonomy places the organism in Eukaryota, Metazoa, Chordata, Aves, Passeriformes, Fringillidae. Gene Ontology annotation, cellular component: nucleus. Gene Ontology annotation, biological process: hemopoiesis; regulation of cell differentiation; regulation of transcription by RNA polymerase II. Gene Ontology annotation, molecular function: ATP binding; DNA-binding transcription factor activity, RNA polymerase II-specific; RNA polymerase II cis-regulatory region sequence-specific DNA binding.